AAAUGUGAUGUACAAAACAACUUUGUCUUUGAUUAAUCGUAAAAUACCUCGUUUUCUUCGAGAGAAAGGAAAAACCUGAUCUAGGGUUUCAUCUAUUGAGUUCUGAUCUAAAUUGGAUUUCAUGCGAAAUUUCUACUGGUGAUCUUCAUCGAUGGAUGAAUCUUAUGCCGGCUUACCUACUAGUCAUCUGCUUGGUUCAGUUCCUGCUGUGAUCAGUAGUGCCCCAGAGAGAAAGCCCGAAUAUGCAAAUCCACAAGCAAAUUUGCAGAUAUUUCCUCCUAAUAAUGGUGUAGAUAAAGGGAAGAGUUCAAAGAGUUAUGAAGGUCUAGGAAGUCCCAGUGGAGGAAACGAAGAACCACCCACAAAUAGUUGGAAAGGAUAUUUUAACAUCGCUUCAUACACACAAUAUUUCGAUGUGGAUACUGAUGUUGUUCUUGACAGAAUUAAGAGUUCACUCUAUCCUCAUCAUGGAGAUUUUUUCACAAAGAUUGAUGGUAACCCUGAUUUGUAUGGCUUAAUCUGGAUCUCCACUACAUUGGUCUUUGUGGUGGCUGCUUUUGGAAACUGCGCUACCUACCUGAUGGACAAAUCAAGCAAUAGUAAAACAACAUGGAACUUUGAUGUUGGCUAUCUUAGCAUGGCGGCUUGUGCAAUAUAUGGUUAUACACUUGUGGUGCCUGCAGCAUUUUUCUUUUUGCUUCAGUAUCUUGGAUCAAGUCCCAGCCUUGUGCGCUUCUGGUGUAUGUGGGGUUAUUCUCUCUUCAUCUUCAUCUGUUGCUCUUUCCUGAUGAUUCCUCCGCUUGAGUUUGUUCGAUGGACGGUCAUUCUCGUUGCAGGGGUGGUAUCAGCUUUCUUUGUUGCUUUUAACAUAAAGUCGUAUAUUGGGGGAAGUGAUGUUAAUCUUGUGGUGGUCGCCUCUUUCGUCCUGCAACUUGUUCUGGCUCUUUUUAUCAAGAUUUGGUUCUUCUCAUAGAUCAGACCCCGUCUCACGUAAAUUUGUGUCUUUUUGUGUUCCUGUGUGACGCUGAGUGGACAAAUGUCUUUCUUUUUUAAUACAUUUACCCAGGCGUGGCGCUGGUGCUGGGCAAGCUUGGGUAGUUGUUCGGGGGCCAAAAUGCAAUACUUUGUUCUGGAAAGAGCUGAUGUAUAUUUUAUCACCCACAUUGUAAUCAUCUUUUAUCAGUGACUCAUGCAACUUCCGUGGAGUCCAAAUUAUAACAAACAUCCACACUAAAUUUGUUAUUCAUCCAUGAAAGAUUGCAGCGUUUUCUUUGCCAUAAAAUGAAGGCGGAAUCGCACUCCUGAA
Papaver somniferum (opium poppy) is the source of this 1306-nucleotide messenger RNA. Its product is annotated as protein YIPF1 homolog. Gene Ontology annotation, molecular function: small GTPase binding. Bases 152 to 973 code for a protein of 273 amino acids. The record is from RefSeq and is a predicted model, not a curated record. The transcript has 6 exons. Gene Ontology annotation, biological process: vesicle-mediated transport. Gene Ontology annotation, cellular component: Golgi apparatus; membrane. Lineage: Eukaryota; Viridiplantae; Streptophyta; Magnoliopsida; Ranunculales; Papaveraceae.